Beta vulgaris subsp. vulgaris (sugar beet) is the source of this 576-nucleotide messenger RNA. RefSeq lists its product as uncharacterized. Bases 1 to 576 code for a protein of 191 amino acids. NCBI's taxonomy places the organism in Eukaryota, Viridiplantae, Streptophyta, Magnoliopsida, Caryophyllales, Amaranthaceae. The record is from RefSeq and is a predicted model, not a curated record. The transcript has a single exon.
AUGCAGGAGUUCUUGAGUAUGCCUCAAUAUUCAAGACAGACCAUUAUGCAGAAGCUGGGUGAGGAGAAACCCCCUGUGCACUGGGAUAGGUAUGUAUGGAACAGGCUCAGCAUCAAUAAAUGUAAAUUCAUCAACUGGCUGGUGAUGAGAGGAAGACUCCACACUGCAGAUAAGAGCAGAAUGUAUGACCCUAAUGCUACAUCAGUAUGUUUCUUGUGUGGAUUGUAUGAUGAGACACAAGAACAUUUGCUGUUCAAGUGCUGCUAUAGUCAACAAGUUUUGACAGAUAUUAAAAGAUGGAUGGGUAUGGAAUACUCUGGGGAUGAGAUUCAGGGGGUCAUUAGGUCUAUAUCCAGAAGUAGACGUUCUAAAUUCCAGAAGAAUGCUUGUAAUGCAGCUCUAGCAGGUGCAGUUUAUAGUAUUUGGAUGGCAAGAAAUGACAGUAAAUGGAAUCUGAAAGUUCCUAGGAUACAGUGUUUAGUUAAAAUGUUAAAAGACAAUGUUAGAAGGAGAAUAUUUCUUGUAAUGCCUAAAAAGGUUUCUAGGAGUGAUAGAAGCUGGUUUAACACUUUAUAA